ACUUAAGGAUUUGUGCCCAGCGAGUACUUCAACGGAUACCGACUGAAACAUGUUUGAGAACGAGUGUCAUGUCUUUUACAAUGCAUUUCGCAGUAUUUAUGUUGUGACAGAGAGGAAGAAGUUGUGUACUAGUGUUGUUCUGUUGUAAUCCGUGGAGGAAGAGUUAGGGAUAUUUAAAGUGGAGAAGAUGGGGAGUAUGGGGACCAACGUAACGCGAACCACGGGGAAAGGGAAAAGUAAAGCUGCAUUGCGUGCAGGACUACCGAGAAAUGUUAGGAGUAUGAGCAAGGAGGUCCUUGAAGCAACGUUGCAGAAAAAGAGAGAAUGUAAUGCAAAAGCCCAAAAAAUAGUUGAGAGUUUACUGGAGAAAGAUAUCAAUGAAGAAUGGUUCGUCGGCUGUUUGAAAUUUAUUAGUGAUACCCACUUUCAAGAUGUAGUUGAAGAAAGGGCAAUCACUAAACUUUGUGGGUACCCUUUGUGUAAUGGUAUUUUGAAGAACAUUCCAAAUCAACAAUAUAAGAUAUGCACAACACAGAAUAAAGUUUAUGACUUAACGGAAAGAAAGAACUUCUGCAGUAAUCAUUGUUACAAGGCAGCAAAAUAUCUAAAGGAUCAGCUUCUGACAAGUCCACUUUGGUUGCGUGACAAAGAAGAAAUUCCACAGUUCAAGCUGUUGUCAAUGAGUAAAUCAAGCGGCAUGGUUGGAGAUGAGGUACACUUUCAACAAGAAAGUCUUGUGGAUGAAAUAACACAAUUGAAAGAUGACAACUCCAAAAAUUUAAGUGCUAUAUUAACAGAAUCUGAAAUAAAUGCAGAAUUACAAAACACUACAAAUGAACGUGUAUGUGUAAUGAAGACAGAAUUUAAUGAAAUUCUCUCUGAAAGUAGUAAAAAUCUCAAUUUACCUUCAGAAAGCAAUGUAAAUGUAUUUAAGGCAAGUGUAAAUGCGAAUGAGUGUGCUAGAGUUAAUGAAAUUAAAGAGGAGGAUAUAUUGGAACAGACUGAAAGAGUAACACUGACAAAAAAUGAGUGUAGUGGUGUUGAAAUUCAAAGUGGUUUGGAUUAUCAUAGCCUCGGUGCUAAAAUGGAAAGUUUGAAGGAGAAAAAAACAGCUUCAGAAGAUAGUAAAGACUCUGUAAAGAAGAAAAACACAAGUAUUCGGAAAAAAGAGAAAAAGGAAAGUUUAGAUAAACAUUCACCAACCAAAGUACAUAUUAAUAAACAAGAAGCAGCUCCUUUAACAACACUGCUGGUUGAGAAGUGUGUACGAGAAUGGUUUACACUUGACUCAAUGUACUUUCUUUUUGGUGAGGAGAGAAUGAAGGAAAUGGUUGCAGACAAGGACAUAACUCAUUACUUCAAACCUACUGAGAGUGAUUCUUGGGAUCCAGGUAUGCGAGAGCGUUACAUUGCUAUAUGCAAGAAACUCAAUUUAUUGGAACUGGAAGAUAUUAAUUAUGACAAUAAAAUUACCAAGGAGAAUAAGGAGCUGAGACCACUACCAGAGUAUUCCAGUAUUAAGGAAGAGGGACUGAAAAUGCAAUUGAAGGUUAGGGCAUUUUUUGCUGGAAAAACUGCUUACGAGGACUCUUCAGUUGAAGAUAGUUCACAAGAAAAUGAGUCCAGUGGGAAUUUUAUCCCACUGGUUGAUCUGCAUUCAAAGAAUGCUCUUCGCAGGAGAAUAGUGUUGGACCGCUUCAACAGAAUCUUACCCGACCUGUUAUCAACAUUUGGAAUAUCAUCCCGUGACAUAAGUGAUGACCUACGUAGUCUUGUAUUCAGCUUUUGCCUGUCGGCUCACAACAUAACUUUCAAGCCAACAGAAUGGAACCUGUUGGGUCUAAUUGUGUUAAAAAUGCUAUCACUCAGGGACAAGCGGAUCAAGGCUGUGUUAGAAACUGAACAGUCAAGGAAGUACAUGACUAUGAUGCUGAUGGUUUUCCAAGAAGAUGCUGGAUAUCUGGAGAGACUUGUGGCCUGGUUGAUGGAUAUUGACUAUCUUUUACAACAGCAUAGUGGCAGAACAGGGAGUUGAAAUUGUUGGAAUACAACUGGUAUUAAUAUUUUGAUUGUGUGAAAUGUCAUUAGAAAUAAAGUGAACUGGAAAAAUGCUUCCUUUACUAUAGCAGCUCAGAAGCAAAAUUUAAUGAAUGUUGUCUGUUUUCACCACCUAGUGUUAUCAAGUUCACCUAUUUCAAUGUGCUCCAUACUGAAGUAGCACUACAAACCAGAUGUUACAGAUAAUUUUAUAUCUUCACUUUUCCGACAAUUUAACUGAAAAAUAGAAGUACUUGUAAAAAAUAUAUAGCAAAACAAUUUUAUGUAAUACAGGUGUGAAACCAUUCCACAGAUUAUCACUUUAAUUUUUGAACACUACAUAUUUUUACAUGGCAGAUUGGGGUAAGUCUGUAAGCUAAGUUAUAGAGUGCAGAUUCAUUUAAUGAUCAUCCAAAUGUGGAGGAUCUUAAUGGAAGAUCCCUUCAAGUACCCUGUCAGAGUGACUCCCUUUGGAAAAAGUUGGAAAUAGUUGGAAAUAUUCUACUACCAAAUGCAUUUGAACACACAGUAUAUAGUGAUGUUGAUAUUUUUUUCUCAGGUAUGACCUGACGAGAGAAGAAAUAGUGUUGCAUGGGAAAGUAUCGUAUAAAUUAACCUCUGCUUUUGUGCAGAUACAACAGUUAUUUUUCGCAGUGCAGAGGGACAGAUUCACACAGCAAUAAGGCACAUAUUAAUUUUACAAUUAUCAUUGCAAGAAGGCUUAAAAGAGAGGAAAGAUUAGAAAGGCUGUAACAUGCGCAUGAGCGAGGAUGGACCUUCAAAGGCAGUUGAAUAUGAAAAAAUAAUAUUCUUGAGAGUGAUAUCAGUUUGCAAUGAAGUCUGCAAAAAGAAAAGGUUGCAGAUGACUUAGAGUAUGGAAAUGACAGGUGGAAAAUAUCAUUUUCAAGAUUAAUAUAUUAUGGAUCAGAUAGAAGGUAAGGUUUUUGAUAACUCUUUAAAUCUGAAGUAUUUUCAUCCACCAAAAAAGGAUCACGUAUUAAAUGCAAAAAGACCCAUCAACAAUAAUAUGACGUAUGUAAGCAACACUUAUGCCAAAAUACUACAAAACUUGCUAUAGAAACAAUUUUAUGAAGAUAUCAAUCUCAAAACUUGAAGCUUGGAAUAUUAUCUUAAAAUGCAUAAAUUGAUCUCGGAACUGAGGUAAGAAUCUAUGAAGCUAAGGAUCUAUGAAAUGUGCAUGUUGUUGAGAGGGAGAGGGGUUGUUGAGAGAGAGAGAGAGAGAGAGAGAGAGAGAGAGAGAGAGAGAGAGGGUGGGGGGAGGGAGCAUGAAAAAAAAUCUGGACAAAUGUGAAUAGGAUUCACACUAUGAGAGCUCUGUACAAGCUUAAUUAUGUGUACUGAUGAUGAUGAUGAUGAUGAUGAUGAUGAUGAUGAUGAUAAUUUUGUGUGACUUAGUGGCCUGGUGUGAGUCUUUCUACUGGACGCCACUCCAGUGACUUGCCUACCCCAGUUAUCCAACUUGGGAAAGGGGACCUACAGUUUAACAUUGAAUCUGAAACACAUGUUGUUUUUGGUGACUCCUCACAUCAUUGAGAGAUAAAAACUGGGUUAAAAAGAAAACUGAAUACUCUGUGAUCUGACUGAGACUUGAUCCAGUGACCUCUCUGUUUCCAGGCAAGUGCUUUACCACCAGAUCGCCAGGCCCAACAUAUAUACAGAUAAUUCAUGUGUAGAUUUUUCAUUGCCAGGGAACAGUAGAUGUGUGUACCUGUCACAUAUUUCAACAUGAUGCCCAUUUCUGAGAAAAAGGGGACUAAAUAGAUGGGCAGACAGAUGGACAACAAGUGGUAAAAAAAGUUAUAUGAUUAAUUAAAAAUUAACAGUUUCCAGAUUUUUUCCUUUACUUGUACUAUAAAAUUUUGGUUUUUGUUAAAUUUCAUGGUUCUAGGUCAACAGGAAGCACCGCUUCACAGCACUAAGGGACUGUAGACCUUGGUAUGUGACAUAAAUUUCAACUUAAUACAUCUACCCAUUCCUGAGAAAAAGGGGUCUUAACAGUCAGUCGGUCAAUCGGACAGAUGGACAGACAGCAUAGUGAUGCUACAGGGGUUCCUUUUUAACUGUUUGAAGCACCAAACCCUAAAAAAAGAAUAGUUCAAGUGAGGUGCAGAACAACCAAGAAUUAAAAAAUAUUGACCCUAAACUAACUGAAAAAUUGGCUUUGUAUAUUCCCAAAAGGCUGAAAGUAGUUGUAAAAGAAAAGGACUAUAUCAUGAUAUUACAGUUUUGUGCAUUUUACUGUGCCCAGUGGUAAAACAUGGUUUAAUUUCACAUGACAUGGAUAGUAAAUAUUUGUAAUUUACUUUGUCUUACUUCUACAUAGCAUAUAAUAAAUGUCAGUGUAAAGAUGGAUGAUAUUGAAGUUACACAGGCUUUCACAUGUUGUGUAAAUAAAAAUACCUCUUCUUAAGUUGGAAAUGUAUUCAUCUGAACAGCUUUGUUAAAAUGGUUGUGCUUAAACAUCACUGCUGUUGUGUAACAAUAAGCCUGUAAAAACCUCAAAUGACUUUUACUAUAUAUUUCUGGUACUCCAUUGUAUGGUCAUUAUUUUAUUAUGGACUAUUCUGUGUUAUAAAUACAAAACAUUACAGCUGUUGUGUAACAAUAAGCCUGUAAAAACCUCAAUAUGACUUUUACUAUGUAUUUCUGGUACUCCAUUGUAUGGUCAAUAGUUUAUUAUGGCCUAUUCUGUGUUAUUAAUACAACAAAAAUGAACAAAAAGAGAAAAUUUGUGUUAAUACAGAGGUGUUCAAAUCAUUAGGCUCAAGUUCCGUACAAGAGAAAAGACAAUACUGUAAUGUAUAGCUGAGAUAACUUGGAAUUGAAACAGUUAUUAUUCAAUGUGAAGUUUAUUAUUCUUUGCUUCCAUAUUAUCUUCUUUAUCAUUCUUCUUAUUUGCUCAGUUUUCACAAAAUUUUUGUACUGAAACAUCAUUAUGCCUUUGUUAUAACUGCAGAGCGCGAGUUUCCUGUUCACAAUGGCCCAUUAUUUUUCUGUGAAGCUCAUUGAGGACCCUCCAAUGAAAUCUUUAACCUGCUCACAGUCUUCUGCAAGAUCUUCAGUCUGUUUGCUGUUUCUCAUCAAUUGUACUUUCUUUCAUUGAGAAACAGUGAAAUACUUGUGACUUUUCUGGUUAAAAUACCUUUUGUCUUAUCCAUAACCCCAAAAUUAUGAACAAUUACACAUCUCCAGAAUGAGAUUUUCACUCUGCAGCGGAGUGCGCUGAUAUGAAACUUCCUGGCAGAUUAAAACUGUGUGCCCGACCGAGACUCAAACUCGGGACCUUUGCCUUUCGCGGGCAAGUGCUCUACCAACUGAGCCACCGAAGCACGACUCACGACCGGUACUCACAGCUUUACUUCUGCCAGUAUCCGUCUCCUACCUUCCAAACUUUACAGAAGCUCUUCAGCGAAACAUGCAGAACUAGCACUCCUGAAAGAAAGGAUACUGUGGAGACAUGGCUUAGCCACAGCCUUGGGGAUGUUUUCAGAAUGAGAUUUACACUCUGCAGCGGAGUGUGCGCUGCUGAUAUGAAACUUCCUGGCAGAUUAAAACUGUGUGCCCGACCGAGACUCGAACUCGGGACCUUUGCCUUUCGCAGGAAAGUGCUCUACCAACUGAGCCACCGAAGCACGACUCACGACCGGUACUCACAGCUUUACUUCUGCCAGUAUCCAUCUCCUACCUUCCACACAUCUGCUUCCUCUGUACUAAAGUAAAAAAGUGAUGUUAUCAGUUAACAAAAUGAUGUGAUAAAGGACCAAAUUAUUACACAGUCAAGGAAAUACUUAUAACAUUUCUGAAGCUAAAAAAAUUAAGCUUUGAUUUACACCACUGUAUGACAGUCAGCUGGAAUACAUGACAUAAUAGUAAGUGGAGUGUCAGUUACAUGAAUAGUCUCAUUUCCACUAACAAAAGUUAGCCUCUAAACCACAGUUUCUGCAACUUUUCUGUCAGUGACCCCUUUCAUGUAGACACAUUUUUGAUGAUCCCCCCCCCCCCCUCACUAUCAGCUACAAAUGUAAUACCUAGUAAUUUUAUGCAAAAAUAACCAGUAUACCAGUUCCUAUGCUUUUUUGCCCAUUAACACUACUCCGAUGCAGCAGAUGUGGUUGCAUUUAUGUAACACAAUUAUUGUACCUUGACCACAAAUAUUUUUUUACUGAAUAAAUUUUCCUUACAUCUUUUGGCCAAUGCCAUUAUCAAUGGAUUUCACAACAAUAAUAAACCAUUAGAAAUCA
Molecule: messenger RNA, 6299 nt
Organism: Schistocerca gregaria
Lineage: Eukaryota; Metazoa; Arthropoda; Insecta; Orthoptera; Acrididae
Product: putative RNA polymerase II subunit B1 CTD phosphatase RPAP2
Exons: 7
Coding region: 188-2035 (615 amino acids)
Cellular component (GO): nucleus; cytoplasm
Molecular function (GO): RNA polymerase core enzyme binding; RNA polymerase II CTD heptapeptide repeat phosphatase activity
Source: RefSeq, a predicted model, not a curated record